Messenger RNA from Cucurbita moschata (crookneck pumpkin), 1718 nucleotides. Its product is annotated as cytochrome P450 94A2-like. The record is from RefSeq and is a predicted model, not a curated record. The transcript is spliced from 2 exons. Lineage: Eukaryota; Viridiplantae; Streptophyta; Magnoliopsida; Cucurbitales; Cucurbitaceae. Gene Ontology annotation, molecular function: iron ion binding; heme binding; oxidoreductase activity, acting on paired donors, with incorporation or reduction of molecular oxygen. The coding region runs from base 69 to 1601 and encodes 510 amino acids.
ACAAUAUAAAAGGCAAAGCCACGCUUGGGCUCCGAAGUGCAUAUUGGGAAGCACAUUGAGACCACAUAAUGGAAGCUCCAUUGUUACUCUCCUUCCUCUUCCUCUUCCUUCUUCCAUUACUUUUCUCCUUCUUCUUCUUCAUCUUCACCAAAACCCCAACUUCCUCUUCUACCCCUUCCAUUAAACUCCCCAGAUCAUACCCCUUAGUGGGUUCCUUCUUCGCUGUCUUCGUCAACCGGCACCGCCGUCUGGAGUGGCUCUCCGACAUCCUCCAAGUCUCCCCCAACGCCACCUUCACCCUCCACCGCCUCUUCGGCCAGGCUCAGGUUUUUACGGCGAAUCCCGCCGUCGUACAGCACAUUUUGAAGACCCAAUUUCAUAUUUACCAAAAGGGAGAUCCGUUUCGCUCUGCUUUGAGCGAUUUUCUUGGCGACGGCAUCUUUAACGCCGACGGUGAGAGCUGGAAAUUUCAGCGCCAAGUUUCUAGUCAUGAGUUCAGCACCAAAUCCCUUCGGAAGUUCGUUGAGACCGUCGUCGACGCCGAGCUCUCCGAUCGGCUAGUCCCAGUUCUUAACACCGCGGCGACGGCCUGCUCUGUUUUGGAUUUUCAGGAUGUUCUUCAGCGGUUCGCUUUUGACAACGUUUGCAAGAUUGCUUUUGGGUAUGAUCCAUCUUACUUAUCACCAUCAUUCGGUCAAUCAAAGUUCGCAAAGGCAUUUGAAGACGCAGUUAGAAUCAGCAGCUUGAGGUUCCAGUCUUUGGUUCCAAUUUUCUGGAAGCUCAAAAAAUUUCUGGACAUUGGGUCCGAGAAAAGGCUUCGAAUCGCCGUAGCCGAAGUUCGAGGAUAUGCAAAGAACAUCAUUGAAGAAAAGAAAAACGAGCUCCAAACCAACUCUUCAAUCGCCUCAGUCGACUUGCUCUCCCGGUUCCUCAGCUCCGGCCACUCCGACGAGGAUUUCGUCACCGACAUAAUCAUAAGCUUCAUCUUGGCCGGACAGGACACGACCUCCGCGGCGCUAACCUGGUUUUUCUGGCUGUUGCCAAAAUACCCACAAGUGGAAGAUCGAAUUUUGGACGAAAUUUGCAACAAAUCGGAGGAUUUUGGUUAUGAUGAAGUGAAGAAUUUGACGUACACUCAUGCGGCUCUGUGUGAGAGUAUGAGGCUGUAUCCUCCAGUGCCGGUGGACGGGAAGCAGGCAGUGGCGGACGACGUACUACCGGACGGGACGGUGGUGAGGAAGGGGGAGAGGGUGGCGUAUCAUCCGUAUGCGAUGGGGAGGAUGGAGGGGAUUUGGGGGAAGGAUUGGGCGGAGUUUAGGCCAGAGAGGUGGCUGGAGAGCGGCGACGAUGCGGCGGCAAAGUGGAGGUUUGUGGGGAGGGAUAACUACACGUAUCCCGUGUUUCAGGCGGGACCGAGGAUUUGUUUAGGGAAGGAAAUGGCGUUUCUGCAGAUGAAGAGGAUGGUGGCCGGCAUUUUGAAAAGAUUCCGAGUGGUUCCGGCAGCAGCGGAGGGGGUGGAGCCCAAAUUUGUACAGUACAUGACGGCAAAGAUGGAGGGCGGGUUCCCGGUGAGGAUCGAGGAACGAAGGGCUCAGGGUUGACAACUAUUUUAAGCUCAUUAUGUCUCUCAUCUAUAUUAUGUUUUGAAGUACAACAAACUCGGACACUUCACUUAUCUCAGAUUAUCAAUUAUUAACCUAUAAUUUUACAAAUCAAUA